Chlamydomonas reinhardtii is the source of this 1687-nucleotide messenger RNA. RefSeq lists its product as uncharacterized. The coding region runs from base 191 to 1507 and encodes 438 amino acids. The record is from RefSeq and is a predicted model, not a curated record. Lineage: Eukaryota; Viridiplantae; Chlorophyta; Chlorophyceae; Chlamydomonadales; Chlamydomonadaceae. The transcript is spliced from 7 exons.
UUUAACGUCUUUUAUCACGCGUCCAGGCCCACCGCUCUGCUUCUCAGCUUGCGUCUACUAAAAACUGCACAGGCAAUACCAAAGCACGGGCAUUGGUCGCUUUUAUUCAUCUUUUGCUAAGCGUAAUCUUGCGCCCGGCACAUUACCAAUAACAGAAUCGAUGCACGCAGAGUCGUAGAAAACCGCUCGCAUGACGGCGGCGAUUGAAGAAUUACCGAGCAGCGAGCCAAGUGCCGCGCCGGGUGUCAAUGGAAGCGACGCGGAUGAUGCCGAACUUGCAGCUCGAGAAGCGGCAUGGGUGGAGGAGCUUAGCGCGGCGGAGGAGUGGGACGCCGAGGUAGCGCGGCUAGUCAAGGCGGAACAAGUCGCCGAGGGCAUUGAUGAGGACUUUGACGACCACUCUCCAAAGGACUGGCAGCGCUUCUACAUGGGCUAUCACCAGCGCUUCGUGGAUGACUGUGUCUUGGAGCUGCGCGGCGGCACCCUGCAGAUCCGGCUGGCCCAGGCGCCCAGCGCCAGUGUGGCCGCCAAGCAGGCGGCAAAGGGCGGAGGCGGAGGCGGGAGAGCGGGCGGCGGGGCGGCGGGGGCGGCAUCAGGGUCAGGCAAAGGCGGGGGCAAGGUCGGGGGCAAGGCCGGCGGCAAGCCGCAGUCGCAGCCGCAACAACAGGACUUGGACAAGGCCUCAGACCCUGCGUUGACUGGCACGACGGUGUGGGAUGGCGCGGUAGUAUUGGCACACUACCUCACUGAGACACCCGUGCUGGCGGCGCCACCGCCAGCAGUAGCAGCAGCUACAGCCGACGGCAGUAGCAGUAGUGGCGUUGACGGCGGCGGCGCUGCCGCGGCUGGCUCUUCGAGGCUGUGGCCGUGCAGCGGCGCGGCGUUGCCAUCCGUCCUGGAGCUAGGGGCGGGCACGGGCGGCGUGUCUCUGGCUCUGGCUGCCACGCGCACCGCCGCCUCCGUCACCGCCACCGACCUGCCGGACCUGCUGCCCACGCUGCGCCUCAACGCCGGCCGCAACAGCGGGGUGCUGCCGCCGGGCGGCCGCUUGCACGUGGCGGCGCUCAAGUGGGGGCCGGAGGGCGAGGCGGACGUGCAGGCGCUGGGUCCUGUGCGGCCGCCCUACGACGUCAUCUGCGGCUCCGACCUGAUCUACUACUCCUACACGCCCGACACGCCGCACACCGCGCUGCUGCUGUGGACGCUGCGUCGCCUGGUGGCGCCCACCACACGCGUGUACCUGUCGCUGUCGCUGCACCACAACCCAGAGGAGGUGGAGCACUUCCUGGGCUGGGCGGCGCAGGACUUCCACGUGCUGCGGCUCAGGAGGUCUGUGCCGGAGCACUUCCGUGUGCCGGACUCGCUCGUGGUGCGACUCACGCCCCGGCGCGCCAAGCUGGUGCAGCGGCGGCAGCAGGCAGAGCGGGAGCGGCGAGAGGCGGAGGCGAGGGAGCGGCGGGAGGCGGCGGCGCGGGAAGCAGAGGCGCGGGAAGCGGGCGCGGCGUGAGGGGGAGCGGGCGGCGGUCGUUCUUGCUGAACUAACGAUCUGAGCGGCAACGCGCGUGCUAUGAGCAGCUGGGAGAUUUACAUUCGUGGCUGCGCAUGCGGCGAUUCACUCAUUCACAUUCGUGACUGCGUGUGCAGAAGUGUGGCGCGUGUAUGUGAUCCAUGCCCGUCGGGCCAAGUA